Cebus imitator (Panamanian white-faced capuchin) is the source of this 2685-nucleotide messenger RNA. RefSeq names its product intraflagellar transport protein 172 homolog. The record is from RefSeq and is a predicted model, not a curated record. Gene Ontology annotation, cellular component: ciliary basal body; axoneme; intraciliary transport particle B. NCBI's taxonomy places the organism in Eukaryota, Metazoa, Chordata, Mammalia, Primates, Cebidae. Gene Ontology annotation, biological process: intraciliary transport.
AUGGAGCAGCGUCAGCAAGGAACAGAAGAUCAUAAGAAAUUGACUUAUUUUGUUGGUAUUAAGACUGUUGCUAUAGUGGAAACUAAGCUGAAAUUGGGGUGGGAUGACCCCAAUUCAGUGGAAACUAAGCUGAAAUUGGGGGAUGACCUUUUACAGGGUGAUGUUAUAGGUCUGGAGCGGGGCGGGGGAAAGACCGAGGUGAUGGUGAUGGAAGGUGUGACUGCUGUUGCCUACACACUGGAUGAAGGCCUCAUCGAGUUUGGAACAGCCAUUGAUGAUGGCAAUUACACCCGGGCAACAGCUUUCUUAGAGACUCUGGAAAUGACCCCAGAAACAGAGGCAAUGUGGAAAACCUUGAGUAAACUGGCACUAGAGGCAAGGCAACUACACAUUGCGGAGAGGUGCUUUUCUGCUUUGGGCCAAGUAGCAAAAGCUCAAUUCCUGCAUGAGACCAAUGAGAUUGCAGAUCAAGUAUCCCGGGAAUAUGGUGGAGAAGGGACAGACUUUUAUCAGGUCUGAGCAUGUUUAGCAGUGCUGGAAAAGAACCACAAACUGGCUGAAAUGAUCUUUUUGGAACAAAAUGCUGUGGAGGAGGCCAUGGGCAUGUACCAGGAGCUACACCGUUCGGAUGAGUGUAUCGUUGUGGCUCAAGCCAAGGUAUCUAUUUUUUCUCACCCAGCCCUGGAGAAUCUAUGCUGGAGUUAUUACCAGUGGCUGGUGGACACACAGCAGGAGGAGCGAGCAGGUGAACUACAGGAGAGCCAAGGAGAUGGGCUAGCAGCCUUCAGCCUCUACCUCAAAGAUGGGCUCCCUGCCAAAGCUGCUCGGUUGGUGCUGUCCCGAGAGGAACUGCUAGCCAACACAGAGCUGGUAGAACACAUCACUGCAGCCCUUAUCAAGGGGGAACUCUACGAAAGGGCAGGUGAUCUCUUUGAGAAGAUUCACAAUCCACAGCAGGCCCUGGAGUGCUACCGUAAAGGGAAUGCGUUCAUGAAAGCGGUAGAGCUGGCUCGAUUGGCCUUCCCAGGGGAGGUGGUGAAACUAGAGGAGGCAUGGGGGGACCACCUGGUGCAGCAGAAGCAGCUUGAUGCAGCCAUUAAUCACUACAUCGAAGCCAGGUAUGGGAGUAUGGGAGUACAAUUUGAGGCCACCCUGGGUGCCCGCCAGUGGAAGAAGGCAAUUUAUAUAUUAGAUCUACAGGACCGGAACACCGCGUCCAAAUACUGUCCUCUCGUGGCCCAACAAUCUCUGCAGGAGUAUGAGAUUGCUGAGGAGCUCUAUACUAAGGGAGACUGGACAAAAGACGCCGUAGAUGUGAACACCCAGGCUGGCUAUUGGGAACAGGCCCACAAGCUGGCAAUGAAAUGCAUGAGACCAGAAGAUGUGUCAGUGCUGUACAUCACCCAGGCCCAGGAAAUGGGGAAGCAGGGCAAGUACCGUGAGGCUGAAAGGCUCUAUGUGACAGUAGAAGAGCCUAAUCUUGCCAUCACCAUGUACAAAAAGCACAAGCUGUAUGAUGACAUGAUCCGCCUGGUUGGGAAGCACCAUCCAGAUCUCAAUGACACACACCUACAUCUGGGCAAGGAGCUGGAGGCUGAAGGCCGACUACAGGAGGCCGAGUACCACUACCUCGAGGCCCAGGAAUGGAAGGCAACAGUGAACAUGUACCGAGCCAGUGGGCUUUGGGAAGAGGCCUAUGGGGUGGCCAGGACUCAAGGAGGGGCUAAUGCCCACAAACACGUGGCCUAUCUGUGGGCAAAGAGCCUGGGAGGAGAAGCUGCAGUUAGACUGCUUACCAAGCUGGGACUCCUGGAAGCUUCUGUUGACCAUGCUGCAGACAAUUGCAACUUUGAAUUUGCUUUUGAACUCUCUCGGCUGGCUGUCAACCACAACCCCGAGAUCCAACUCAAAUACGCUAUGUACCUGGAGGAUGAGGGUAAAUUGGAAGAGGCUGAAGCUGAAUUCAUCAGAGCUGGUAAACCCAAGGAAGCAGUCCUCAUGUUUGUCUAUAACCAGGACUGGGAGGCAGCUCAGCGUGUGGCCAAGGCCCAUGACCCUGACAGUGUCACUGAGGUGCUUGUGGGACAGGCUCAGAGGGCCUUGGAGGAGGAGGACUUUCAGAAAGUAGAAGGGCUUCUGCUCCGGGCCCAGAGAUCAGGCCUGACUUUCAGUUAUUAUAAGGAGGCUGGAUUAUGGAGUGACACGCUGCGGAUCUGCAAGGACUAUGAGCCCGGCCAGCUGGAGGCUCUGCAGGAAGAGUAUGAGCAGGAAGCUACUAAGAAGGGGGCCAGGGGUGUGGAGGGACUCGUGGAACAAGCUCAACACUGGGAGCAGGCUGGAGAGUACAGCCGUGCCAUGGACUGCUACCUCAAAGUGCGAGACUCUGGAAACAGCGGCCUAAUGGAGAAGUGCUGGAUGAAGGUGAGGGCAGCAGGCUCUUUCGGGCCCUCCUUCUUCCUAGGCCUCCAUUCACACUCAGCUUCCCUUCUCACAUCUACAGCUGUCUCUGUGUCUUUUCCUUUUCAAUCAGGUAGCAGGAAUCUGUGGAGCUCCUGCUGGAUGAUAGAGCCAGAACCUCUGAAGGCUGUUAAGCAGAUAUAAGACAGAGUCCUGACAGCGAAAAGUUAGGGGAGUUGGACUAACACAUGGCUCAGUUAAUAUCAUAUCUGAGUAAAGACCAAAUUG